CGUGCUCAAACUUCUCAGAGGUUUCUACCUUCUCGUCAACAUGUCUUCAUCAGAGGCUAAUAAUGGCCCAAGCCAAGCGCCACCUUAUCCAGGUGUACCGCCCUCAACAAUACCGCCCCCAUUUAUGGGACCACCAGGAAUACCACCUCACUUUCCACCCAUGGGAAUGCCCCCUAUGGGACAGCGACCUAGCAUGACUCCAAUGCCACCUGGCAUAAUGCCUCCUGGCAUAAUGCCACCGAUGGGGGCACCACCAAUGGGACAGAUGCCAGGCAUGAUGCCACCCAUGAUGCCAGGGAUGAUGAUGCCUCCUCGCAUGCCAGCUGCGACUGUACAACCAACGGGACCGCCUGGUGUUGAUUCCACAGCUGCUGCACCUGGAACAUCUAGUACUACAAAUGGGUCCCCACAGGAAGAACAGCCAAAGAAGAAGUCCCUGUGGACAGAGCACAAAUCACUAGAUGGGAAGACCUAUUACUACAAUACAGAGACAAAACAGUCCACAUGGGAGAAGCCAGAUGAGCUCAAAUCUCCAGCAGAGCAAAUGCUGUCUAAAUGCCCCUGGAAGGAGUACAAAUCAGACACAGGCAAGCCUUAUUAUUACAACUCUCAGACGAAGGAGUCCAGAUGGACCAAACCCAAAGAGCUGGAGGAUCUGGAAGCUAUGAUCAAAGCAGAAGAGAAUGGAACGGCAGAGACAGCAGCCCCCGGAACCACUGCAGCUCCAGCAGUGCAAGCAGAUAAUACAGCUACUAUGGUGACCGUAACAGAGGUAGAGACAGCAGCAGUACUCUCAGAGGAACACCAGUCUCUGGCGACUGUUCAUCCGACAGCUGAGGUCAAGACUGCAGAUGCACCUGUGGUGUCCUCUGAGAGCUCAGUCGUCACAGAGAGCACAGCCAGUGUUGAGGUGAUAAAAGAAGAGGUGCCUGAACCUCAGAAGAAAACUUACAAAUGGAACACGAAAGAAGAGGCCAAGCAGGCGUUCAAAGAGUUGCUGAAGGAGAAGGGUGUGUCAUCAAACUCCUCUUGGGAGCAGGCCAUGAAACUGAUUAUCAAUGAUCCUCGAUACAGUGCACUUCCUAAACUGAGCGAAAAGAAGCAAGCGUUCAAUGCCUACAAAGUCCAAACAGAGAAGGAAGAAAAGGAGGAGGCCCGAAUUAAAUACAAAGAGUCCAAAGAGACUUUUCAGAGAUUCUUGGAGAACCAUGAAAAGAUGACAUCUACUACCAGAUACAAGAAAGCAGAGCAGAUGUUUGCUGAGCUUGAAGUGUGGAGUUGUGUUCCUGAGAGAGACAGACUGGAGAUCUAUGAAGAUGUCUUGUUCUACCUCGCUAAAAAAGAGAAGGAGCAAGCCAAGCAACUAAGAAAGAGGAACUGGGAGGCUCUGAAGAACAUCCUGGAUAACAUGGCCAACGUCACGUACCGCACCACCUGGUCUGAGGCCCAGCAAUACUUGCUGGACAACCCCACCUUUGCAGAAGAUGAAGAGCUGCAGAAUAUGGAUAAAGAGGAUGCCCUUAUUUGUUUUGAGGAGCACAUCCGGGCUCUGGAGAAGGAGGAGGAAGAAGAGAAACAAAAGACUCUUCUCAGGGAAAGAAGACGACAGCGCAAGAACAGAGAGGCCUUCCAGAAAUUUCUGGACGAGCUCCAUGACCACGGCCAGCUUCACUCCAUGUCUGCUUGGAUGGAGAUGUACCCGACCCUCAGCUCAGACAUGCGUUUUGCCAACAUGCUGGGCCAGCCUGGUUCUACCCCAUUAGACCUCUUUAAAUUCUAUGUGGAAGACUUGAAAGCCCGUUACCACGAUGAAAAACGAAUAAUCAAAGACAUUCUCAAGGACAAGGGAUUCCUGGUAGAAGUCAACACUAGUUUUGAUGACUUUGGGUCAGUCAUCAGUUCAGACAAGAGAGCCACCACGCUGGAUGCAGGCAAUAUAAAGUUGGCUUUUAACAGCCUACUGGAGAAGGCUGAAGCCAGAGAGAGGGAGCGAGAGAAGGAGGAAGCCCGGAAGAUGAAAAGAAAAGAAGCAGCUUUCAAGAAUAUGCUGAAGCAGGCCACACCUCCACUGGAGCCUGAGGCUACGUGGGAGGGAGUCCGAGAGAGAUUCUUAAAAGAACCUGCUUUUGAGGAUGUGACACUGGAGUCGGAGAGAAAAAGAAUAUUCAAAGAUUUCAUGCAUGUUUUGGAGCAUGAAUGCCAGCACCACCACUCCAAGACAAAGAAGCACUCAAAGAAGUCCAAGAAGCACCACAGGAAACGAUCCCGCUCUCGAUCAGGCUCAGAGUCUGAGGACGAGGAGUAUCACAAGAAGAAGAAGAGGUCACAGUCCAAAUCUCCCUCUGAACACUCAUCUAGUGGAGAGUCCGAGAGAAGCUAUAAGAAAUCCAAGAAGCAUAAGAAGAAGGGCAAGAAGAGACGCCACAAGUCUCAGGCAUCACCAGAUUCUGAUACUGAGAAGAAAGGAAGAGAUCGUGAUGGGAAGCGUGAAAAGGAUGCAGACAAGGAUAAGGAGAACGACAAAUCCCGGGGAAAAUCUCGUUCAGAUUCUAAACAAAAGUCUCCUAAACGGAAAGCACCUAAAGAGGAGGGUGGCUGGGAUACAUCAGGCAGUGAGCUGAGUGAAGGAGAGCUGGAGAAAAGGAGAAGAACUUUACUGGAACAGCUGGAUGCGCCUUAAAAAUACUUCUGCUUCUCUGUUCUUAUAUUUCCAUAAACAUGCAUUCCCUGCUGGCUCAUGUAUCUGGCUGUGCUGGCUCCCCUUUAAUGGACUGAGAAAACACCUCUGGGAAUGUACUACACUGUUUUUACACACUUAUUUUGUGACUAAUUUGAUAUUGGGAAACUUGUCAGUUGAAAGGUAUCCAACUGUCUGUUAGCGUCAGGUGUUUUCUUUAGGUGGCUGUAGUUGUACAUGUUUUCCAUUGCCAAUUUUCAAUUAAAAGCAUAUCCGACUGUCUUUGGAAGAAUAAUUUGAUGUAAAUCCACUGCCCCCAUGUUCUUGAGAGGAUUAAGAAGGUUUUAAUUGGUGCAUUUUUUUUUAAUAGAUACACUUUAGGUAAAAGUAAUAAAUCUUUUCAAUGGAUACUGAGUCAGUGGCAAUGCUUGUUUUUUUUUUUUGUUUUUGUUUUCAUUUGUGUUCACUUUUGUAAAAUUUGAGAUGGGACCACCAGCCAAACCCACCAACAUGUCUGCAUUAUAGCCUUCAUGUUUUCUUAGUAAUGCCACCAUCAGAUGCUUUUAAAAAAAAGUGGAGAUAACCAACGAAGCAUGUCAGAAAUAGAUUGGCGUUCUCUAAGGACCAAUUGGUGGGGGGUUGUUGUAUUUCAAGCUUGGCAAACAUCUCACCAAUAAAUCAAAUAGUUUCA
Molecule: messenger RNA, 3368 nt
Organism: Melanotaenia boesemani (Boeseman's rainbowfish)
Lineage: Eukaryota; Metazoa; Chordata; Actinopteri; Atheriniformes; Melanotaeniidae
Gene: prpf40a
Product: PRP40 pre-mRNA processing factor 40 homolog A
Exons: 27
Coding region: 41-2680 (879 amino acids)
Biological process (GO): mRNA cis splicing, via spliceosome
Cellular component (GO): U1 snRNP; U2-type prespliceosome
Molecular function (GO): protein binding; RNA binding
Source: RefSeq, a predicted model, not a curated record